This is a messenger RNA of Drosophila eugracilis, 2387 nucleotides long. Its product is annotated as UDP-glucosyltransferase 2. The coding region runs from base 801 to 2387 and encodes 528 amino acids. The transcript has 2 exons. Gene Ontology annotation, molecular function: UDP-glycosyltransferase activity. Lineage: Eukaryota; Metazoa; Arthropoda; Insecta; Diptera; Drosophilidae. The record is from RefSeq and is a predicted model, not a curated record.
ACAGAUUUUUGCACGCGAUUUGUCAGCCCGACAUUUCCGGCAACAUCACCCUGGGCGGGAAUUGGAUUUGAGGUGUUUUUCCUUUUUUUUUUUUUUAUUUUCACUUCUUAUUCCUCCAUUCCUGUAUUUUUCGAAUGCCACAAAACAAGCGGCAGUCCAAGUUGAUUUAGUAAGUCACGUGGCCGCGCAACUGUAAAUUGCCUCAUCCUGGGUUUUCCUGUUGGAGUUCAGGUGUGGGUUCCGUUUUCUGAGUCGUGGGUCACAAAGUAUCACAGUGGUUAUGCUUGGUUCUAAGUUUUUCCUUCGUUUUUCUUUUUCACAUGUUUUUCCACCACAUUUUGCCAAAAAGGUCACGCAGGCUUUGCCAAAAGACGUGCUAAAAGAAUAGAUCAUAAUAUUAGGAUGAGAAAAAUAUUACUUAAUGUCGUUCCUAUAACCAUAUAAAUUAAAUAUAAAAUUUUACAAAAACUUAAAGUUUACAUAUAAUUGCGAAAUAAUUGAACCGAAUUUCGACUACAAACAGAUAAUUUAAUUGCAAUAUUUUUGCUUGACUGUUAUCAUCCAAAAUAAAUAUGUACAGGGAUUUCCUGAAGUUGUUUGAUAGCCAAAGAUACACGUAAAGCUAGCCACGAUAAUUUUGCAUACUUCUAUACUAAAGAGGUUUGACGAAAUUUGGUUUGUUAUUGUGUACUGAAAGCUAAAAAUGCUUAUCUGAAUCAUCCGAAGUGUACAGAAUUUUACAUAUAAAAGGCACUGCCUGAUUGUGCACGUUAUCAGUAUACUUUUUGCAGUCCACCAAAAUGGUUCGCAAGCCAAGUGAAAUAUUUUUGCUUGUGAUAGCCUUCGCCGCUUUCAUGGGAGAUUCUCAGGGUGCCAAUAUUCUGGGUCUCUUCCCCAGCCUGAGUCCCUCACAUUUGAUCAUUCAAAUGUCAGCGGCUAAGAUUUUGGCGGAGAAGGGUCAUAAUGUGACGGUAGUUACUGCUCUAAAGCCGGUUGUGAACCACAAAAACAUAACUGUGAUCCAAGUGCCACUCUCCCAGGAGGAAUCCCAGGAAAUGAGCGACGUUAUUGGAAGAAUGUCCAAGAACGACAAUAGCAACAUGGCUUUAUCCCUACUCCGGAUGUCAGAUCAGAUGGACUUCAUGGUCAGAAAGAAUGCAGAGACUCUAAUGGAUGAUCAAGUAAAGGCUCUUUACCUAAACAAAGGCAACCAGUUUGACCUGGUUCUCUCGGGAUACUUCAUGAACGAAUUCCAACUUGGAUUCGCUAGGAAAGUGAAUGCACCAGUCAUCGUCUUUGCUACAAUGCCUCCUAACCAAUUGUUGAACCCACUGAUCGGCAAUCCCUUGGAACUUUCAUAUGCUGCACUCACUGUGGAACCCGGUAAGGGUGUGACGUUUAAAGAACGUUUUUUCGCCUACAUAUCAAGCCUCGGCUUUGGACUCUUUAGCUACCUUUCAGAGAGGCGUAACAGGAUUUGGUACAAGAAAAUAUUCGGUGAUGAUCCCACCAUGCCUGAAUACUCCGAGUUGCUGAAAAACACUUCUCUGGUAUUCUUCGGCUCCCACGCAGCCAGCGAGGGUCCCAUCCGACCCAAUGUCCCAGCCGCGGUCGAGAUUGGAGGAAUUCAAAUUAAGGACACGCCUGAUCCACUGCCUCAGAACAUGGCGGAUUUUCUGGGCAAUGCCACAGAUGGAGCCAUACUCCUCUCCCUGGGUUCCAAUAUUCAGGGAAAACAUCUGAAGCCAGACACUGUGGUCAAGAUAUUCAAUGUCCUCUCGAAGCUGAAGCAGAGGGUUAUCUGGAAAUGGGAGGAUUUGGAGAAUACCCCUGGCAAAUCGGACAAUAUUUUGUAUUCAAAGUGGCUGCCACAGGACGAUAUCCUGGCACAUCCCAAUAUUAAGCUGUUCAUCAACCAUGCCGGAAAGGGAGGCAUUACUGAGGCGCAAUAUCAUGGAAAACCUAUGCUAUCGCUUCCGGUGUUUGCAGAUCAGCCCCGCAACGCCAACAGUAUGGUCCAAAAGGGUUUUGGCCUCACUCUAAGCCUACUCACUUUGGAGGAACAACCGUUCCGUGAAGCAAUCUUAGAAAUCCUCUCGAAUCCCGAGUACGCACUGAAAGUAGCCUCAUUUUCUUCCCUGUACCGAGAUCGCCCAAUGACCGCUAGGGAAACACUUGUCUACUGGACGGAGUACGUCAUCCGGCACCAUGGAGCUCCCCAUCUGCAGAGUCCUUUGCUUUACAUGAACGACAUAGCAGCUAAAAAUAUUGAUAUCUAUAUCCUUUUCACCAUCAUAUUUGUUACUGUGAUACUCCUGGUCAAGGCAGUGAUUAAAUUUGUUUACAGAAAGUUCACCUCGAAGCCAAAGAAGGAGAAAGUGCAAUAA